AUGGAGUUCUUGUUGACUUUGAGAGUUUUUGGAGAGGGCGCUACUAACAUUAAAGCUCAAGAAUUUGUAACAAUUCUUGAACAGCAUGCUCAUAUAGAUAUAGAAGGAUCAAAGCCUGAAUUUACAGAAAAUGAACACGUUAAAAGGUUCCUAGCAUGCUUGGAAUUGGCUCUUCCAUUCUUUGCGAGAGGUGUUGCAAGCUCAAAGUUUGUCAAAUUCUUGACACUUCAACUCAAAACUGCUAAGAAGGAUGAGGUGCUAAAACAUGUGAUUAAGUUAAAGCUGGAUAAAGCUCUUGCUGAGAUUUCCCCAUACGUAAAAACAGAGGAUAUACAAGCGAUGUUUCCCUUGAUAUCUACUGUAUUAUUGGAAACUCUUUAUUCAAAAACAGCUACGGGUAAGCCGCAGACUCAGGAAGAAACCAAAUUACCAGCUGUGGAGUGUCUGAUAUAUGUGCUUCUUACCUUUGCGCAUAAGGCUCCAGAUAUAGCAAGAACGUGUUGCGGGUAUAAGACAAUUGAGUCAGGUGAUUUCGAGAAUUCAGACACUUACCAGGAUUUCUCUAAAAGAUUUACCCGUUUGAAGGAUAUAACCUCUAGAGCAAUGAGGAAGCGUGCUGAAGAGAUGGCUAAGAAAGACAAAGCCAUUUGGCAGUGCGAUUGCCGAAAUGGGACAUGCGGACACUUGGUAUUGGGUAAAGAAGCGCCAUCCUUUAUCGAUACCAAAGAUGUUAAUCUCUCUUGGAAAAAAGCCAAAUAUGAAGCACCACCCUCACAAAGUAAUGACGAGGACGACCCCCAACCACCUCCCAGGGAUACACUUGAUAGUCUUUCCUUCCGUAGAUUGCCUGACAAGUCAAUAUCUGAUGAAGACGCUAAAAUGCUAGCAGAAUUAGAUAAAUUUCCUUACUCAACAGACCAACGAGUAGGUGGAUUUUACUUGCAUGAUAGUGUUGGCGUGGGUUCUCUCUUUUGGGAGAUAAAACAAGAGGAACUAAGGAAAUACGUGGCUCCUUCAACGUGGGGAGAAGCAUUUGGUGAAAUCAGAGAUCAGCUAUAUCACAUGAUAUGUUGGGCGUAUGUCACGGCAGACUUGGUUAGCAUCACUAGGGUGAUCCACGAGUGGGAGAAGGAAUUCAUUCCCCUCUGCCCAUGGUACCUGUAUGCCUACUGCGCUCCACAGCUAAUUCAAAAGGAGAAAGUUAUGAAAAAAGGUUUGAAUGUUGAAUCAGAGGAAGCUGUUGACUCAGAGGAAGCUGUUGACUCAGAGGAAGUUAUGAAAGAAGAGGAGAAAGGUUUAAAGGGUGAAAACAUGUAUCCUCCAUGUGCAUGCUAUGGAUAUUCGCUUAGAGAAGCCUUGGACCACGUGAAGGAAUAUGGUAUUCCUGAAGAAAUUUGCAAGGUGUUUGAUUGCUGUGAUGUUAAACCCCCAACUGCAGAUGAGCCUUGGCUAGAGGAACGGAAAAUUAAAGGCGUUAGAAAGUUGGACUCAUUUGACGAAGCCAUGAGAAUGGUUGCAAAUCAUCCAGUUGGAGCCGACCUUCUCUCCUACGACAACUUGUUUGACGUAGGAAAGUUAAUUUAUCGUGGGCCAGGAGGAGUUGACUACUCGGUUGGGAAAUUUGAUGAGUAUCAUUCAGUCAUAAUUAAGGAAAUCAAGGAAUUCAAUGGAGAGGUUGUAGCAGAGUGUCGAAUGAGCAACGGCACCAACGCCGCGGACAAUUUGGGUUGA
This is a messenger RNA of Microthlaspi erraticum, 1731 nucleotides long. Lineage: Eukaryota; Viridiplantae; Streptophyta; Magnoliopsida; Brassicales; Brassicaceae. The record is from the annotation of a GenBank genome assembly.